GCUUGCGGCUGUCUGGCUGGCCCAGUCGAGUGACGAUCUUCACGCGGAUAGCACUGUCGUAGCCCUCGGGAACCUUGCCAAGUGCAAUAUCACAUUUUGGCAAACCUAAUGAAGAAGUGCAGCGCCGCAGUUAGUGAGUAAAUUGAAAAUUGCACUUUUGUGAGACCGCCGCCAUAUUGGAAAAUUGACCGCAAUGCAACGGAUUUUUCCAACGACGAUUUUCAUCGGUUUCCUGCUCUGUUGGACCGUGGCAAAGCGCGAAAUUCCGAUCGGAGCCAUUUUUCAAACCGGUGAUAACAUCGAACCGGAGAUCGCGUUCCGCUAUGCCGUCGAACGGGUUAACAUGCACGAAAAGCACUUCGAGCUGGUUCCGAUCGUGAUGUACGUCUCACCGGAGGACAGCUUCAAGACGGAGAAAAAGGUCUGCGAGAUGGCCGCGGAAGGUGUGACGGCCAUCUUCGGACCCAGUUCUUUGUUGACCGCUGGGAUUGUGAGUUCCAUUUGUCGAACGAUCGAAAUUCCGCACAUCAUCACUCACUGGGAUCCGGAACCGAUGGGUGGAGUUGACCCUGAACUUCAAGCUAUGACCAUCAAUCUUUACCCGGAGGCGGAUACGCUUUCGAGAGCUUUGCGAGAUCUCAUAGUGGAUUACAGUUGGAAAAGUUUUACGAUAAUCUAUGACAGCGAUGAAGGUUUGAUGCGGUUGAAGGACAUUCUUCAGAUUCAUGGGCCCACUGAUAAUCCUAUAACGGUGCGACAGAUCGAUGAUAAUCCGGACUAUAGACCUCUGUUGAAGGACAUCCAAUCAUCGGGUGAAAGUCAUAUCAUUUUAGAGGUUCACCCGAGUAAAAUACUCGACCUGUUACGACAAGCCCGAGAAGUGAAGAUGUUGGAAGAGUAUCAGAGCUAUAUCAUCACAUCGCUCGAUGCUCAUACGUUGGACUUCGAGGAUUUAAAAUAUUCGAGGUCCAACAUCACUACCCUAAGGUUAAUGGAUACCAAGAGCUUCGACAUCAAGAAUGCCGUCCACGAUUGGGAACAGGGUGAGUCGAGGAUGAAGCGAAUGUUCCGGGUAUCACCCGAACACGUUCAAACGGAUUCGGCCCUCUUCAACGACGCUGUCAAGAUCUUCGCGACAGCAAUUCGGGAACUGGACGCUACCGAGGAAAUUUCUCCUUCAAGACUUUCUUGUGGAGCGAAAAAUUUGAGACAGUGGCCUUUCGGUCUACGAAUCGUUAACUACAUGAAAGUUAAAACUGAACACGGUAUCACGGGGCCGAUCAUCUUCGACGACAACGGUCAGCGGACGUUCUUCCAUUUGGACAUCAUCGAGCUCAAUCAGCAGGAAGGGUUUAAGAAGAUCGCAACCUGGGAUCCACGAAGUGGGGUAAACUAUACCCGAAGCAUCGAGGAUGUUCAGAUGCAAAUCGUUGAGUCGUUGCAGAACAAGACGUUUAUCGUGGCUUCGCGUAUCGGAGCUCCAUUUUUGACGUGGAAAGAAAUUAAAGAGGGUGAAUACCUUGAGGGAAACAAUCGUUUCGAAGGUUACUCGCUGGAAUUAAUCGAUGGCAUUUCAAAGAUUUUGGGCUUCCAGUACCGGAUGGUGUUGGUACCAGAUGGAAAAUACGGAUCGUACAACAAAGUUACUAAAAAAUGGGACGGCUUGGUGAAAUAUCUACUAGAUCGAAAAGCCGACUUAGCGAUUUGUGAUCUCACCAUCACUUACGAACGAAGAACCGCUGUAGAUUUCACUAUGCCCUUCAUGACCCUCGGCAUCAGUAUUCUGUACGCUAAACCAGUUCCUCAACCGAAGGACCUUUUCUCGUUCUUGUCUCCACUAUCACUUGACGUUUGGAUUUACAUGGCUACUGCUUACCUCGGUGUAUCGGUUCUACUAUUCGUUCUAUCCCGUAUGGCUCCUGCUGAUUGGGAGAAUCCUCACCCCUGCAAAACGGACAACGAAGAGGUGGAGAACAUUUGGGAUAUGCUGAAUGCCCUUUGGUUGACCAUGGGAUCCAUCAUGGGUCAAGGUUGCGACAUCCUACCCAAAGCUAUUUCAACUCGAGUAGUCGCCGGAAUGUGGUGGUUCUUUGCGUUGAUUAUGCUUUCAUCCUACACGGCCAAUCUUGCCGCUUUCCUAACCAUGGAACGUAUGGAUGCGUCGAUCGAAAGCGCUGAAGACCUGGCCAAGCAGAGUAAGAUCAAGUAUGGUGCCGUGAUGGGUGGCAGUACGCUAGGGUUUUUCCGAAGUUCCAACUUUUCGACCUAUCAGCGCAUGUGGUCAGCAAUGGAGUCUGCCAGACCGUCGGUAUUCACCAAAUCUAACGACGAAGGGCGGGAUCGCGUUAUGAAAGGUCGUGGGUUGUACGCAUUCUUGAUGGAAUCCACUUCACUGGAGUACAUCACCGAGCGAUAUUGUGAGCUAACUAAAAUCGGUGGCUUGCUGGAUUCGAAAGGUUACGGUAUAGCGAUGCCUGUCAAUUCACCGUAUCGCACGGCAAUCUCUGGAGCGGUGCUCAAAAUGCAGGAAGAGGGAAAACUUCACCAACUUAAGACCCGUUGGUGGAAGGAGAUGCACGGAGGCGGUCGAUGCGAUGGAGGCACUACGGCUGCUGCCGGAGACAGUGCUGCCGAACUGGGUAUCGGUAACGUCGGUGGUGUAUUCGUGGUACUGGCUAUUGGGUGUUUCUUUGCGUUUCUCAUCGGGAUUUUGGAGUUCUUGUGGAACGUUCGCAAGGUGGCAGUUGAUGAAAAGAUAACACCGUGGGAAGCACUCAGAGCGGAGCUGAAGUUCGCGCUGAACCUGUCGAUCACCAGCAAACCGGUACACAAUACAUUGAGCGAAUCGGAUUCGGGUAAAAGUUUGGCCCAAUCAAAGUCGGAAUCGAGGCACGAUUCCGAAUCGGUGAGACAACGGGUCAACAAUAUGAUACAGGGCGUCAACAAGGACACCAUUGGGUUUAUUUAUGGAAAAUAGAACCGCUGCUGCGUUGGUGUUUUAGGCAGUUUACAUGCAUAUGUAGAUAGAACAUGAUUCUUGUUGCAGCCUUAUAGAGAUGGAAUCUAAUGAACCUUGAAGGUUAAACGUGUGUUAGAUAAUUUUUUUGUGUUUUAGUAAAUUAGUGAUCCCAGCGAAGUAGAUAAAUAAAAUGGCCCAUGCCAACUGCACCCCAUAAACACUGAAUGUGCUUAAAAAACUACUUUUGAACGAUCAAUUUUAUUGAGGCUUAUUCCGCGAGUCGAGUGACUUGGUUUUUCAGAGUCACCUUAUUCUGGCAGACUAAUGCCGUGACUCUGGGUCACUUUAGGUGACUUGAAUGCACAUUCAUAAACUCUCACCGCAUUCUCAAAGGCGAAUAAAGUACCUCAGAACGGUGCCAAGUGACUUUUGAAGUCGUUACUCACAGAAUUUUUUAAAUGGCAUACCCUAGGUUUGCAUCUCAAAAAUCGUUCGGUUGAAUUUUGACAACUAUAAAUACAUACAGUACCGUUCAUAAUUAUAUAGAAAUUGAAAGCACGUGCACUGUCACUGAGACUUUGAACUUCCAUAACUUUUUAUUCUGAUGAUAUUUUUUGAUCACAUUUUCUACGUUAGAUAGAUCAACUAUCGCACUAUUAAACCACAAAAUUUGAGCUUUCUGGAGUUUGUGUGGCCUGAGAUACAGUAAUUCUUCGAAAAUUGGACUUUUGGACUUUUCUCAUUCAAACUGCAAUAUCUCAAAAACUACGGUACAUUUUGUAUUGAAAUUUUGCAGAGUAAUUGUUGAGAUACUAAGUCAGCUUGUCUGAAGUUUUUAAAAAGUUCUAUCGAUGGGAUCAAAAGUUACGCAAAGUACAAUAUUUCAGGCAUGAACCGCAAAAUGCGAUUUCUAUAGAAUUUUGGACGAUUCAUGAAAACAAUAUCGUUUCCAUCUACAAAUCAGUCUUAAAAUGUCUGACAAAAGCAAUGAAGAUAAGGAAAAAAUGGAAUAAAUGAUCUAUUUGUGUUUUGAAAUCAGAAUCUCGCGAUAUUAUUUUAAUUUUUUGGUUGAAAUUGGUGUACUGGUUGUUAAACAUAAAACAGGAUUUUCCGUUUUUUCGUUCAAAAUUCUUUAGAAAUCGCAUUUUUAGGUUCAUGCCUUAAAUAUUGUACCUCGCGUAACUUCUGAUCCCAUCGAUUGAACUUUUGGAAAACUUCAGACAUGCUAACUUAAUAUUUCAACAAUUACUCUGCAAAAUUUCAAUUCCAAAUGUAGCAUAGUUCCUUAAAGAUUGCAGUUUGAAUGAGAUAAGUCCAAAAAGUCCGAUUUUCGUAGAACUACUUUAUCUCAGGCCACACAAACUCCAGAAAGCUCAAAUUUUGUAAAAGUUUAUCUAUCUAACGCUGAAAAUUUGAUCAAAAAAUAUCAUCAUCAGAGUAAAAAGUUAUGGAAGUUCUAAGUCGAAGCUUCCAAUUUCUAUCAAUUAUGAACGGUACUGUACAUAUGUACUGGUUAAUUUUUAACAUAAAACAUUUCCAACCGCUGUAUGAUAUUUGUAGUUGAAUUGGCUAUUGAAUUCAAAUAAGAAAAAGUUUAUGGAAGAACGUUGGAAUUGUCAUCGAAAAAAAACCUC
Messenger RNA from Uranotaenia lowii, 4593 nucleotides. Its product is annotated as glutamate receptor ionotropic, kainate 2-like. Gene Ontology annotation, cellular component: postsynaptic membrane; plasma membrane. The transcript has 8 exons. NCBI's taxonomy places the organism in Eukaryota, Metazoa, Arthropoda, Insecta, Diptera, Culicidae. Gene Ontology annotation, biological process: monoatomic ion transport; modulation of chemical synaptic transmission; synaptic transmission, glutamatergic. The record is from RefSeq and is a predicted model, not a curated record. Gene Ontology annotation, molecular function: glutamate-gated receptor activity; transmitter-gated monoatomic ion channel activity involved in regulation of postsynaptic membrane potential. Bases 194 to 2977 code for a protein of 927 amino acids.